This is a messenger RNA of Zychaea mexicana, 1247 nucleotides long. RefSeq lists its product as uncharacterized. The transcript has 8 exons. Lineage: Eukaryota; Fungi; Mucoromycota; Mucoromycetes; Mucorales; Lichtheimiaceae. The record is from RefSeq and is a predicted model, not a curated record. The annotation marks the transcript as partial.
GGUUCCCUCGGUAAGAGGUCUCUUGAAGAACAGCGAACAAAUUCGACAUCGAUAUCUGCAGCAGCAUCUGCCUCAAUUAGCAACGGCACUACACCGACGACUUCAAUAGAUAGUACGAACAAGCGCCGCAAAAAGUUGACUAACUAUCUUGUGGAGAACUCAGCACCUGUUAUAACAUUGCAUGAGGUUAUAGCGAAGUGGGAAGUUGCUGGCACAACAAUCUCCGAGAAACUGCUAGAAUACCGUCAAGCAACAAUCGUGAAAGCAGAAAGUAAAUGCCUCGAUACGUAUCAAGAGGAAUUUUCGGUCAACAGUAUUUUUCUACUCAAUGCCAUUCACAGCAUAUAUCCUAGCUCAUGCUUAGAAUACGGCUUCAAAUCUGCCAUGUGGGAAGCCAUAACUGAAGAAUGCCAUGAACUGUACCCUCUCGAACAAUUGUCAGAUUCAAUUGAAGCUACAAUCAGCAAAUUUGCAAAGGCUACAAAAAGAAAAUAUGCGCAGUGUACCGAGAUCAUCGAUAGCAUUCCUCACGGCAGAAGCGAUGAUACAAGAUGUAUCAAGGAGUUGCUGCGAAACAUGUACGUUACCUUCAUUACCGACGGCAGGGCACAUCGCGAAAAAACAGAAAGCUCUGGAAAAGGGGGUUACCAGUUUUCGGACCUGUCGGUAAAUUUCGAAUAUGGCUUAAUGCCAAAGCAAGGUUUGUUGAUCGUUGAGAUCAAACCACCGCACAAAGUCCGCACUGGCAGCAGACCCGACUUAGUCAAACUUGCCAAUGAGAUGAAAGACUCAUUGGACAAGAUGGUACAAGACGGCGUCGACAAUCCUAAAAUCACGAUUUUAGGGUUACUAGUAGAAGGCUUUCGAUGUACACUAUUUGUCAUGGAUCUCAAGUACCAAGCAGUGUACCGUUUGAUCCCACUUGCAGUUUUUUACAUCCCCCGCGAUUUGCACGAUUUUGACGUUCUCUCCAGCAGCUUCGAAGCAUUGGUAACCAUGCGGCAAAUGGUCUCGGCUAAUGCCAAUCUGUGCUUUGACUUUCACAGAAACAAAAAGCGAGAGAUCAUCCGCGGAAAACAUAUAGUCCAAUCUUGCCGCCCGAAAAAUGGUGAAAAAUAAGAAAGGUCGAUCCGUCCUAGGAUCAUGGCCCGGCAGAUAAUACAUAGCACACUUCACAUAUAUCCUAUCACAGACUCAAUAUUUCAUUUCUACAUUGCCGAAAAUAUAUCAUAUCUAUCUACUACCAC